GAGGCGCGGAGCGAGGGGACGCCAGAGAAAACACGCGCCGGACAAACAGCGAAAGAAGCGGGGACGCGUCCGACGGCGAUGACGGCGCCGGCGGUGGUGUCGGCGGCGGCGAAGAAGGAGGUGGAGCCGGUGGCCCCGGCGGGGCUGCGGCGGCUGCGGGAGCGCUGGGGGAACGCGCGCUUCGCCGUGACGCCGCUGGUGGGCCACAGCGACCUCGUCACCGCCGUCGCCUUCCACGGAUCGUACAUCGUCUCCGGCAGCCGCGAUACGACGGUGAAGCUGUGGCACGCCGCGACGGGCACGGAGGAAGCCAACCUCGGCGGGCACACAGGCAGCGUCACCUGCGUGGCCAUCGCCCCAGCCGCCACCGCCCCGCCAUCGGUAAAAAUUUACCUUCGCUGA
Molecule: messenger RNA, 402 nt
Organism: Lethenteron reissneri (Far Eastern brook lamprey)
Lineage: Eukaryota; Metazoa; Chordata; Hyperoartia; Petromyzontiformes; Petromyzontidae
Cellular component (GO): nucleus
Molecular function (GO): protein binding
Source: RefSeq, a predicted model, not a curated record